This is a messenger RNA of Miscanthus lutarioriparius, 543 nucleotides long. NCBI's taxonomy places the organism in Eukaryota, Viridiplantae, Streptophyta, Magnoliopsida, Poales, Poaceae. The record is from the annotation of a GenBank genome assembly.
AUGGGGAUAUCCAAGGUGACUGGCAUUGCUGCGACAGCUUUUCUUGUCACAUCUGUUAGUCUGUGCCAGCUGGGCAUGAAAAUUAUUAUGCUUCCUUUCCUAGCCACCAGUAUUGUUGCUUUUGUUAUCACGGUCGCAUCCCAUGAUGCCAUCAACCUACCAUGGAUCCUGGGGAAGAACUCAGUGGGAAGAUUUCCAUUUUGGUCAUUUAUACUGUUUGGUCCUUUCUUGACGCUUGCUCGGACAUAUGCAAUGGUUAAGAGACACAUGAGGAAGGAGUCUGUGUAUGACAAGAUCGCGGAAGGCCUAUAUCUGGGAGGAUGGCCGUUUCUCUUGAAACAUUUGCCUCCUGGAAGCCCGUCUGUCAUAGAUUGCACUUGUGAGCUUCCAAGAAGUUCCUUCGUUCCAGCAGACGAGUAUCUUUGUCUUGCAACUUGGGAUACGAGAGCUCCAACACCGCACCAAAUUGAAAAAGCUGCACGUUGGGCUUGUCAAAAGAGAUCUGAGGGGAAGCCGGUUUAUGUCCAUUGCGCAUUUGGUUAG